Zophobas morio is the source of this 3550-nucleotide messenger RNA. Its product is annotated as tyrosine-protein kinase transmembrane receptor Ror-like. The transcript has 9 exons. Gene Ontology annotation, biological process: multicellular organism development; positive regulation of kinase activity; cell surface receptor protein tyrosine kinase signaling pathway. The record is from RefSeq and is a predicted model, not a curated record. NCBI's taxonomy places the organism in Eukaryota, Metazoa, Arthropoda, Insecta, Coleoptera, Tenebrionidae. Bases 270 to 1856 code for a protein of 528 amino acids. Gene Ontology annotation, molecular function: neurotrophin binding; transmembrane receptor protein tyrosine kinase activity; ATP binding. Gene Ontology annotation, cellular component: plasma membrane; signaling receptor complex; axon.
GUCGGUCAAUAUUGUGGUAUAGUGAAAUCUGGUCCGAUCACUAGUCCUGCAGUCAUCUCUGGCGAGCAGUAGUGGGGCAAUUUCAUCAUCAACACCAUUCAGGGUGGUUUGUCGCGCACUCUUCGCAUUCAGUAGCUUUCAGCUCACGUCCUGAAAAGCUCGCUCCUGAAACGCGUGUGUGCAGUGCUCAGAUCGUACGAAAGCUCGCGCGCGAAUUGCUUUUCAGUUUUCAGGAUGACUCGUGCUCAAGGUGUGAACAUUCUGUGAAAAUGACGAAGAGGAGAGGUUCGAAACGGAGAGCCGUUGAUAAAAUGGACGACGCUUCUUAUUUUGCACUCAUGCAACAAAGAGAAGUGGUCAUCAGGGAAGGCCCAUGUGAGAAAGGAAUGUGCGGCGAAGAGGAGGCUUGCAAAGAUUUUCAAAAUAAUACGCACACGUGUAUUUGUACACAUGAUUCACUUCCGCCCACGGCAGAAGGUACUUGCCCCAGGAGGACAGUCUCAAUGGACGACAAUGCUGGAAGAAUUCCAAAUGUUCAACCCCCACUAAACAAGCCAACACCAUCGUCACUUAGUUCAACAACGAUACCAGUCACCGCCGCUAAUGAACAUUUACCAGGACCGGACUACGUAAUAGUUUCGAUCGUAGUGUCAGCAUGUGUGUUUUUAAUAAUGUUAUCAGGAAUAUUAUUCAGAAGAAAAUUUAGGUCAAGACAUCUAAGCAACGAAGGGGUAUCGCCUAUUAAUUUGAAACACAGUUUGCUGAUGGCCGAAAGAUACGCCCCCAACCCCCAAUAUUCAGCGUGUUCGGGCACCGGAGUUCCGCUUCUUCGUAAGGAAACUCUCAAAUUUAUCAGCGAAAUAGGGGAAGGUUGCUUUGGAAAAGUUUACAAAGGUGAACUCCUGACCGAAGGCAGUGACCACGUGGAAAUAGUGGCUAUAAAGGUAUUGAAGGAAAAUGCGACUCGAGAAGCUGAAGAAGACUUUAUACGUGAAGUUGAAAUUAUGAGCGCCUUUAGGCACAAUAAUAUUCUCUCUCUACUGGGAAUGGUGGUUCGGGAAGGUGCUGUCAGUCCGAUGAUGGUAUUCGAAUAUAUGCCCCAUGGAGACCUGGCAGAACUUCUAAGAGCUCAGAAGAAAACCGCAUACGAAGACGAAGUUCCUCAAUUAAAACAAAAGCACCUCUUAUCAAUCGCUCUUCAAAUCGCGAGUGGGAUGAAAUAUCUAGCAGCUCAACGUUUUGUUCAUCGAGAUUUGGCUUGCAGAAAUUGUUUAGUAGCAGAAGGACCUGUCGUGAAAAUUGCUGACUUUGGCAUGAGCAGAGAUGUCUAUACUUGCGAUUAUUAUAAGAUUGGAGGCAGCCGGUUACUGCCUGUGCGAUGGAUGUCUCCUGAAAGCGUGCUUUAUGGGCGAUUUACCCUCGAAUCCGACAUCUGGUCCUACGGCGUGGUCCUGUGGGAGAUAUACAGUUUUGGCAAGCAGCCCUAUUAUGGUCAUACGAACGAAGAAGCCGUGAAGCUAAUUUUGGACGGCAUCAUGCUGAUACCACCUGAAGACUGUCCUUCGUUAAUCUGUGAACUGAUGAAAAAUUGUUGGAAGACGGAACCUAGAGACAGAAUAAAAUUUCCUAAUAUUUGCGACAAGUUAGAGCUUGCGUAUGAAAGUUUCGACGAGGAUGCUGUUAGUGUACAAUAUGAGAACGAAAUGAAAAAAACAAACUUGAAAAAUGUUAGAAGUUUACCACGACCACCUCCAUUGAGAAAGAUCUCACAAGAAGAUUUAUUGGACGCGCAAGGAUACUUGCUGGCCAACGAGGUCAAAGAACCUGUGCAGUAUUUAGAAACUUUACCGGACUGACAUGUGAAAAUGAAGAAAAAUAAAACUAUUGUGUGGGCCAAUUCUAUUAAGCUCUUGGGUGUAAACGUGUGAACGUCGUGUGUUGAACUUCCUAUUCGUGUUUCACCAAGACUAUGUGUUCUCCUUGCUUGUUGUGCGUGUAUAUAAGUGAAAAUGUACCAUAUAUACAGAGUUUUAUUAAAUUAUAUUUUUUUAAUAAUAGACGAUAAAGCCAUAUGUUUAAAUUUAGACAACAACAAACACAAUAUUUGUAUUUAUUAACAUGUACCUUAUGUUUUUUAAUAAUGUGUGAAAUCUCACUGCUUCGGCAAUGUUCCUCGUCGAUUUACUAAAGGCUGAUGUUAAUACCAAUUUUAAGACUUCUGUGUAAACAUUAAUUAUUUAUAGUCGAACAUCUAAAUGUGACAAUUCAAAUAUGGUCGCAUAUUACUACGUCCGUCAAUGAACAAAAAUCUCUUAGAAGCUGCAUUUUAUGGCUUCUUUGUUAAAUAUAGUCAAUUAACUAAAAAUGUUUCGUAAAUUAAUAAUAUAAUUUUAAAAUUAAUUAUGUUGUCGAAUCUCGACCACUCGAAAAAAAAAUCUGUUAUACAGAACUAGAUAUUUUGUGUUUCUUUGUAUUAAGUAUUAAGUUUGUAUACUGUACAAGUUCCCAUAAUACAAAUCCAAAAAUUAACGGAAAUAAAAGUAUUAUUAAUUAAGUGUGAUAACUACUGUAAGAAAAAAUAAUAUGCGAGUUUUCAUUCAAUAUAAAGCUCAGAAUUUAUAUCGUGUCGUCUCGUGGCGAGACAGAUAAAAGCAUUAAUGUACAUAAGUAAAGUGUCCGGUUGGAUGGAUCUUCUAAAAUUAGAGAAUAAAUUGCAACUCUUGACAAGAAGAAAUCUCCUAAUUGGAAGAUCUUUGAUUACACUAAACUGAAUUAAGUAAAACUAGUGGUUAAUAGCAGAAAACUACGCAGUAUCUACGUUACUUCAAGUCUAGAGGCGACAAAAUUUUGCAAAUGAUGCGAACUGCCGCUCGUGUGUCUCAAAAGGAUAAUAGUUCCGUUAUUAUCUUACUAUUUCCUUAAGUAAUUUUUUGAAACUCCCAUUUUCUAUGAACUCAAUUCUCUAUCUACUCAUCUACAGGUGGAGGUGGACUUCCAUCCUUCUUUUAAUUGGCCUGAUAUCGCCUUCCAGAAGCAGCAAGUAAAGUUGUUGAUUUUUUCUUAAUUUAGAAUUUGUACUACGAGCAGCAAAGCGCGAAGGAAAAUACACCUUUCCGGUAACGGUCCGGCGCACCUCAAAGUAGUAAACUAUAUUCGGGCAUUGGACAGCGUAGCUUCGGCUAUCUCGAUUUCGGGUUCAAUGUAACCUCCUUCAAUACAGAUUGAUAUUAGGCGCGAACAGUAAGACACAUUUGCCGGGACGAUUGUUUGAGGUAUAUUUUCCACCGUGCUCUGCUUACGAGCAAAUUUUUUGAUCGAACGUAUACUCAAAUAAAUAAAAACAACAAGGACAAAACGAUUAGAUUGUGCAUUUUUGCAGAGAAAAGUUUCCUCUGUCAGUGGGUGUGUUUAGUUAUGUAAAGGUUAGAGCAGGGUAAAUUAAACUAAUGAUCUGGAAAAAUAAGUGCCUUAUUAACUAUCAAUCAAACUUAUGAAUAGUUUUUGGAAGGGAACGUAUACUGUCAUUUUACAAACAACACACUAAAUUUUU